GAGUAGAUGACUAAAGUCGAGAAUACACCAUUGUUACAUAAUCACAGAUACAUACACAAUUUCCUUUGCCGCGGCAAUACUAUAACUUAGCAUGAGAGAAUGGCUUUAGCCAGCGCUAAAAUUAUAACGAGUACUAGUACUAGUUCGACGUAGCAGUUAUCCGCUAGUUGGAUGUCAGUGAAACCGGUGUGUCAGGCCGAAGGGCGGUUGUACCUGGCAGGGAAUGAUACGGACAACACACACAUGUAAACAAUAACGACAUAACAAAAGGCCUUCGAACUUUCACCUCAGUGACCUGCAUUAAUGACGUGUGUGACCUUGGCAGUGUGGCCCUAUCAUGUUACCUGUUGUUCCACUUUGGCACCUGGCGGUAUGCAGCCCCCCCCCUCUACGCUCUGCCAAGUUACAAUUUGUCCAUGAUAGCUCCUUGUCUGUCUUAAGACACAGCCUGAAGACAGUGUGACCAUGGAUCACCUGUUGAGAUUGUCAGAUCGCCGGCUGGGUUUCUCGGCUGCGCGGAACGACUGUGUGCCGCCCGCUAUAGAUGAGUUCCCGGCGGACUUCAUGACGCAGUACCAGCGGCUGCACCAGGCUGGCGUCACCAUACACCUGCUGGUGUCGUGUUACAUGUUCCUCGCGAUCACUCUGGUCUGUGAUAACUACUUCGUACCCGCCUGCGAGGCCAUCAGCUACAGGCUGGGGCUGCAGGAGCACGUGGCCGGUGCCACUUUCAUGGCGGGGGGUAGCAGCAUCCCGGAGUUGGCCACGGCGUUCAUCGCUGUGUUCUUCACACAGGGCGACAUCGGCGUCAGCACCAUAGUGGGCUCGGCCACCUACAACAUGCUGGGCAUCAUAGGCUUCAGUGGGAUAGCAACGGGCAUGGUGGUGUACCUGUCGGUGUGGCCGAUAUUCCGGGACUGCACGUUUUACGCGCUCAGCAUCGCCAUCCUCAUAGCGGUCAUCUCGGACGGAAAGGUCUACUGGUACGAGGCGUCCAUGAUCCUGCUGCUGUACAUUGUUUACAUCGUUGCCAUGGUGUUCGACACGCGACUACAGGCCGCCGGCUUCACACUCGCGCAGAGACUGAAUCUGGCCCACAGAUUCGGGACGCCGGAGUCGGACCGGGAAGAGAGGACGUCUCUGCUGUCGCGGGGGGACAAGGAGGACGAUCUGUCACAGUCUUCCGAUUCCGGAUACGCCACGCCCAAGAUAUACACGCCGGAAUGGCUAGACUCGGAGCCCGAGUCGUUCUUUGAGAUGCCUGAGUCUGACGUAAGACGGAUAUUCUGGGUCCUGGCCCUCCCGACCAGCGUCCUGCUGUACCUCACCAUCCCGGACUGCAGACAGAAGAGAUGGAGGAGCUGGUAUCCUGUCUCCUUUGUCCUAUCCGUGGCGUAUAUAGGCGGCAUGGCGUACCUACUGGUGUGGAUGGUCACAAUUAUAGGUUACACGUUCGGUAUCCCCGACACAGUGAUGGGUCUGACGUUUCUGGCGAUCGGAACCAGCCUGCCCGACACUGUGGUCAGCGUGCUGGUGGCCAGAAAAGGGCACGGUGACAUGGCGGUCUCCAACGUGGUCGGCAGCAACAUUUUCGACAUGUUCGCGCUGGGCCUGCCGUGGUUCAUCCAGACGGUGAUGGCUGCCCCGGGCAGCUGGAUCACCAUCAACAGCUCAGGGAUGCUCUUCACCGCGCUGUCGCUGCUGUUCGGCAUCGUGCUGGUGCUGGCCGCUGUCGUGCUGUCCGGCUGGCAGCUGAACCGGAGGAUGGGCGCGGCCUGUCUCGCCGUGUACGUGCUGUUCGCAGUCCUCGCGUGUCUGUACGAGACUGGCGUGUUCGGCGACUUCAACCCAGACAUCUGCCCCAUAGAGGCAUGAACAAACAAUCUCCGAAUGCUCUUUGCAAUUGAGAUAGAGAUCUAUAUAGUUUGUGUCCAUUCAGGGACAAGUAUAUACUCAUAUUGUUAUAUCCGAUGGAAAAUGCCCUAGCAGUGUCGCAUUUUAGAAGAUUGUCAACGAAAGUAUGAAUAAUUGGUACAUAAUUAAAAAAAUCUUAAUGUUUAAUAUCAACUGAAUUUUGGAUGUCAACAAUGACGAAUCAUGUUGCAAUAUCAGAAUGACUAGCUAUUUAUAAACACCUAGGACAGAAAAACAUAUGCGUUAAGAAAUGCAUAUGGACUUCGCCAAUUGUGUUUAUUAUUCAGGAAUAUUAUUAUCUAGUGCAAAUGUUACUUUCCAUACAUUAUCUAUAUCUCCAUAAGACAAACAGAUUUCAGGAAACGGUGAUGCUGGUAGUUUACAACUUAUGCAAAGUGCAAUACUGUGAGCAAGACAUUUUAUAAUACAUGUGCAAGUUGUUUACUUAAUACACUUACGUGGAAGCAUCCUUAUGUUUUACAAGACUUUGAACAAGGCACUGCAAUCUUGUACUACUACUUUUCAUGUCGACUUAUGCAUCAUCACCAAUGUAUUUAUGUGGAUACAAAAUGUAUUAACUAUUAUCUCCCAGAAAUAUCGUUGUACAACACCCAUUGUGUUUAUGACAACCGACUUUUGUAAUGAAGACAUGACAAUUUCAGUUAAUGUUUUGGAGGAUUAUAGAUGAUCUUAUCUUCAUGCUCAACAAAAAGUUACCUGUGAGUGAACAUAGACUACAUCAUAGUACUGCUAUUGUGCCACUACUGCACUACUAUUCUACUGAAAAUGAUUCAGUUCUUGAAAAAUAGCGGCAAUUUUUGAUAGACUGGAUCAGUUUAUUUCAAAUCUAGUCCAGCUUUUCUACCUGAAACAAGUUAUCCUGUUACAGGGGUCAGUGAGCCAUUGCCUCCUAAAUAUGUACACUAAAGCCACUAACCAAUCUGGAAGGCUCAUUUAUAAAGCUUCGCUUUUGUUAUUUUUACCUUCCCAGGGUUGGAAGCUCCAUCUCAACAUCACAAUUGUGUAUAAAUAGAGAGUGUAGGUCACCAUUUCCACACAAAUACUUUUCAACAUCAGACUACACGUUGUACUACAUUUGUAGUGUUACAACAUACCAGUAUGCUGAAAGGUACAAAGCUAGCAGUGAAAUCAACAUUCAGCCUGCUAAGGUAGCCUUUUGGCACCAAAAUGUUAGGCAGCAGGGUGAGGGUUAAAACAAACCUAACACUGAGUUAGCUAAUUCUCCUCCAACACUACAGGUGUUAGUUUAUAUACCUGUGCAAAAAUAGACUAUUUUUAGCACAUGAGGUGAGAUAGAAGAAUACAGCUCUAAUGUCUGGCCUUUUGUCACACUUAGAUCCUGUAGGUCAGUUCCAUUGGUCCACUGUUACAUCUCAUCAGAGCAGUUAGUAAAAAAUGUCUCUCUAUUGUUCAGCAGGGCUCCAAAAAUCUGCACUUUCUGUCUACAUCUAUUCAACAUUUACUUCACCUGGUCUCUAUUCUAGAAAACAACGAAAUUUCCUUUUUGGGGCCUA
Molecule: messenger RNA, 3449 nt
Organism: Branchiostoma belcheri (Belcher's lancelet)
Lineage: Eukaryota; Metazoa; Chordata; Leptocardii; Amphioxiformes; Branchiostomatidae
Product: sodium/potassium/calcium exchanger 5-like
Exons: 9
Coding region: 466-1875 (469 amino acids)
Biological process (GO): intracellular calcium ion homeostasis; calcium ion transmembrane transport
Cellular component (GO): membrane
Molecular function (GO): calcium channel activity; calcium, potassium:sodium antiporter activity
Source: RefSeq, a predicted model, not a curated record